AUGCCUCCUAUUGAAAAUAUUCCAUUAGACGGUGAUGAAUUAAGCGAUGAUGAAAUUUGGGAGUUGAAUUCAGCAAACAUGUCGUUACGUACGACGUUAAUAUUUUUAAUUAUAACCGUUGCUGUAUUUGGUGUUUUGCAAAUAAUAAAAUUAAUUUAUCAAAUUCAGAUAACGCGGCGGAAAGCUAAUAAGACAACUGCUUUCGAUAGCUCAAUACCCAAAAUUGUUGUUUGUACCAAGAAAAAGGAAGAACCUGUAAAGAAGACUAAAAAAAAAAGGCCAACAUCAUCAUUACCAAGCAGAAAAAUGAAAAUUCAAAUGUCAUUAAAAAAUUCACCCUUAACGGAAAUCAUCACUGACGUAGACAAAACGGAAAAAAAGCCCAACGAAAUCAAAAAGUCUAAAGAGAAUGGAAAGGCUUCAGACUUUAGUAUUUCUACUGUCGCCGGAACCUCACUGUCUCGAUCAAGUGCUUCACAACUUACUGCGAAAGAUUCAUUCGUGUCAGUUGAUGAUAAAGCACCAUAUCCUGAUCCUGAUGCUUAUGAUUCAUCGCUGGUAACGCAUGAUACAUCUGCCAAGAAAUCAGUGUUUCUUGAACCAAAAGCUCAAGAUUCGUUGAUGGUAAUCGACCGUAGUGCACCACUGCAAAAAGCAAAUAGCGUGGAACAUCUGGUCUGGAAGACAGAGGAAGAACCAAAAGGGCCAGAAGUUGCUGAACAAAAGGAAAUUAGAAUUGAGGGAAAAAGUCCAAGCAGUCCUAAAGAGGACCAAGCAAGUUUGAAAUAA
Messenger RNA from Thelazia callipaeda (thelaziosis nematode), 789 nucleotides. NCBI's taxonomy places the organism in Eukaryota, Metazoa, Nematoda, Chromadorea, Rhabditida, Thelaziidae. The record is from the annotation of a GenBank genome assembly.